Molecule: messenger RNA, 5745 nt
Organism: Porites evermanni
Lineage: Eukaryota; Metazoa; Cnidaria; Anthozoa; Scleractinia; Poritidae
Source: the annotation of a GenBank genome assembly
AUGAGAGAACAGUUACAAAGCCCCGACUUUCGCAAUGUUUGCUUUCCUUGUUCGCACUUUCCGGGUUUAGUACAGGUUAUAGAGGAGCGGGAUUGGAACAUUGAGUCACCGUGUUCUAGUAACAGAAGCUCGGCGACUUCAACCACUUCGAGUGUUAGUACUUCUUGUAAAACGGAACAUUCAAGCCCGAGCGAAAUAGAGAGAAUUUCAGUCAUGGAGUCUGUGGAGCCAAGUGUUGUGAAUGUUGGAGCUACUGCGCAGCUGAGAAGAAGAAACAGUUCAGUUUCGAGAGGGAGACGAAGACUUAAAAGCAUGCAAAUCAUCACUACACCGAAUAACGACACUCUAGAACGGUCAGAGACAUUUGUAGCGCAAGAUGGUGUCUUAACUACAAACUUUUGCUCUACAGAAUUAUGAUUUCGUCGAGGUUGUUAGGGGUUUUCACAGCAGGUGAAGAGAAUUGAAGCGGGAGGUCUACAGUACACCUCGUGCUUUGACAGAUCAGAACGCGAAGAGGAGCGAAAGUAUCGAAAAGGUCGAACGGUCGUCCUGCUUCAUUCCCAACCAUCAGUAUAAUACGCAGCAAAUAUCGCAAGUCUACGUGCAGGACUUUUCCGCGAUGGUUAAAGCCUCGACGGAAAUAUGGAGAGUGCAAAUCUACUGACAUGAACUCAUCACUUAAAACAAAGAGAAACUGAGUUCAGUUAAAAACUGGACGUGAACUCUAUCAGGUUAAACGUAUAAAUGAAUUUCCGGCUUUGCACCAUGUUUUAUUUAUCCAAGUCGGUGUAACUUAUAGAUAAGCUCGACAUGAUUAGGGUAUACAAAAUGUAUAAUAGCAUUUUCGAAUGUAUGUAAAUAGUGUACGUAGAUUUAUGUUUCUGUGAUCGCCGAACGUUUGAAACAAAGUUACAGAACAGACUAAAUAAUAUAUCCCAAAGAUUCAAUUCAUGUUGUCUAACUCAUUAAUUGGCAAGAAUAGAAAUCAUUCUUAUUUAAUGUUACACAAUACCUUGCGCAAGAUAAAAACUACUGAUUACGAUUUAAUUAGUUUAUAUACUAAAUAAAGUUUACAAUUGGAUUAAUCUGUAUUUCUUUUGCGAGUAAAUCAGAAUAUCAAUCAAAUAUCAAUAAAUGGCUUCCAUGCGAGAGGAGUAGGGGAGACUAAAAUACUUCCCUGAAUUAACUUGACGGCGAACUAAAGUUCCACACGUACAACUUGAUACGCAUGAAGAAAUCGCGAAAAAAGGAAUAUUGAUUUGGUAAUAUUCCUCCAGGGCACAUUUUUAAUCAACUUUACAAGUUUUUAUUUUUUUCGGUAUCACUACGGCGUUAAGACAAUACAGAGUUUUUACUGGAAAAUAAGGGUGUUAACAACAUAUAUGAUCAAAGUGCGUGAUUGUCUAUUAGAGUAAAAUAUAAUCAUAGCAUACGACUGCAGAAAAAUACUCUUUCUCUUGAAUCAGUCUGAACAAAGUUAAUCCAAAUUCAGUAUUUUGUCUUCAUAAGAACUAACAAAUAAACCAAGAAUCUUUGUCUUCAUAAGAACUAACAAAUAAACCAAGAAUCUUAGACCAUUGUAAACACUUCCGGUUUUUCUUAGGUGAGAUCAAAAAUGCCUCCAUCGACGGCUUUGUUCAGCUCAGUUUGUGGAAAUCCGAACUGUCGGAGACUUCAAGUUUGCAUUCCAUCUGGAAAAUGUUUUGCUUCGUACCGAAGUUCACCAGAAUAUUAUGAAAUACAGAUGAAUUUGCUAGAAAGCAUGUUUUUUGGGUGACCUAUAAAACAGGUUAAUCACUCCCAGACUUGAUUGCCGUAUAAACUGUUAUUCGACUCAUACUCAUCAUUUGUGGGACAAUUACUUAUUGGAUAUUCUUUCACAUUUCAAGGCAAUUUAUUUACGAAUUUCAAAAAGAUAUAUCACCAUUAAAAACUAGAACUUUCUUUUCAAUUAAAGGCAGAAUUUUGAGAUGCCGUGAACACGACAACAGACUAGGAUAGUAAAUUGCAAUGUUAAAUAUUUGCAAGUUUUUCUACCUCGUAGAAUGAGUAUAUUUGUUUCGGGUUUUCAACAAGGAAAUGCUUCAGUAAAAAGUAUACCAUUCACUGAAUGGCCAAGGUCAAAACUCCCAAUAAGUUCCAUGAUCGAUGUAAUACACUGCAAAAAGGAAUGAUCAUGUAAAAGGUACUGCAGAGGCGGUUUCAUGUUAAAGGAAAUCCCGCUGCAGAUUUUUUUCCACACAAAUUAAAAGAGUAAGAACAGUACAGUAAUGUAAACAGCACCACAAGAGAGCACUGUUCCGUAGCUUUCACGGAACGCUGGUAUAACGACAUAGAAUUUCAUGCACAGACUGCACAUAGUUGGGACCAUUUUGUACUGCACAAAUAGUACCAAAUUAAGGGAAAAUACCGCUCAAAAGCUUUUAUUAUAAUAAUCGCUUUCUUUGGUAAAAGCAAAGCAAAACAGUACCUCAGGAACUCUCAUGGCCAGUAGCUUUAUUGAGUUUAUUUCAUGUUCCGCCAACAGUAACGACCGGUGGGAUGAUUGUCCACGAACUCAGAAGUUAGACCCUGACUUCUUGUGCACAGUACCAACGUCAUUAAGUAACUUUCAUUUCCUGAAUACGCCACCGCGGAUAUAUUUUAAUGAAUUUAUACCCUUACCCAAACUCGAACUUUACGAAAACGCACUUCAAAGGGGAAAUGUAUUUAGUAACGCCUGUUUUGCGUUUAAGCUUGGACGGAAAACCUUCUAAACUCUAGGAGUUUUCUAGCAACUAUGCGUGGUUAAAUUGAAGUGUGUGUGGGCAGGAGACAUUUCAGCCGUUUUUUUGGCCCAAACCGGGAAAAAAUACUUUAUAUGACCUAAAUACUUUUUACCCUUUCGAACAGAUAAGCAUUCCGCUAAAAACUGCUUAAUUCGAGGGGGUCAGAACUUUAUUCCCAGCCAUCCAGCUGUGUUUGAACGAAAAUGGAAUUCCUUUCAUAUUUUAGAGGCCACGAUUAUGCAACAGGGCACAGAGAAUGGCUGAAACCGACUUUGGUAAUUACGUCAUAAUAAAGUUCUUUUUUUUCCGUUUUUUUAAAGUAUCAAAACAACGCGCGCGAUUUCAAUUCCAUACAACUUCGGACUCCAUUAAAGUGUCACAUGUUCUUAAUAUUCAAAACAGGGCGUAAAAGUAAGAAAGCAGUUUCAAGUUUGUUUUUCCUAAGAAAGACUCCCUUAUCAGUUCCCUAUACUGAUUUCCAACAAAUAAGGGACGUUGAUUUAGCCGGGAAUGCAACACAUGCAUUGGGCCUAUGUUGCUUGAGUCUUAACUGUUUUCUGGUCAUCUGUUCUGUUUGCAACUCGAACUAUAAUUAUCAGCACAAACGAAAACCCCUGCACAGUGUUCUCUUGCGAAAUUGCUGGGAAUUCAUCAAAACAGCUCACCAAGAGAAUGUUCCAGUAGCUAGUCGUUCCAGUAUGUACUUAACGACAUCAUAAAAUCUCAAAGAAAUAAGAGUAAGAUUGGAUCAUUCAAAUCCGCACGAGGCCGGGUAGCCAGGUGGUCAAAAGUCGCAGCUGUAAUCUGGGCUCACUUUUCCUACACUUUUGGAUAUCUAUGCAUUUCUUGGUAAUCAGGGAACCGAAACGACUGCGCAUUCUACGUGGGCUCCCUGUGCACCGAAAUAGUGUCAGCAGUCGCUUGGUGGGCGGUGUUGAAUUGAAUUUGAGGCACGGGCGCUAAGCGAUCCUAACUGCACAACCACGCCCAUGAUUAGUUACAAACUACGAUGAAUUCUUGCUAGCCUUAGCGAGACGAGACAGCAUACUACUCUUAAUUUGGUGGAAAAUCCAAUUUUUGAGGAUAUACCGCAGGCUCUUGCGCACGUAAACACGACUUACGAGAGGUCUUACAUGACGUAGUAUACGUGUCCCGUCAGGGCAAAACCAACAAGGCCUCCAGGAAGAGAAAUUGAGUUCAGUUCUAAAGCUUACCUAAAAAAAUGCAGGUGGCAAUGGAGGUAAGUUGUCCUUGCACACAAUUUGAUAUUGGACGCUCCUGACGCUACACAAUGACUAGAAAAAUGCUUUAAAAAAAUAAACAAGAACCAAAAUCAAAAUAUUAUCCCAGAAAAGCGACUGAAUCGGCCUCAGAACAACUGGGCGAAGAAUAUUUAAGUGUCGAAGAAUAAAUUGACUUUAACUGGCAAGAAUGAAUCGAACCAGGUAUUUUGCCUCAUCAUUCGAAUGUUUCGAUUGCAUCAGCAGGCGAACCUGUUGCGACUGCUUCGCGUUCUACUGUAAUAUUAAUAAGGUCGUUCUCAUUUCCCCAUUCAAAAUGAAUUCAAAAUCAUUAUCAGUAACUUGUCAAUAACAUUUUCAGUUCCAACGCAGUCUGGUUCCAACGCAGUCUGGUUCCAACGCAAGUACUCAAAACUCGAAUGACUUGCCCCUUGUAAGGUAAAAAUCCGGGAUACGAAAAUUUUUCUCAUGGGAAAUAUGGAAGCCAGGGCUUUGGAAUACGGAAUUCAGCUCAAGGAAUCCGGAAUACCUCUAGUGACUGGAAUCCGAAGUCCAAUUUCCAUUGACAAGGAAUCCAGAAUCCAGUACCUGUAAUCCGGAAUCCACGGCGUGGAAUCCAGAAUCGAAGACUGUAUUGGAUUACCUAACAAGGGGCGAGAAGGACCCACAAAUCCAGGUAAGGGAAAUUUAGGGGUCAGUUAUAAUCCCAAAAACAUCGUGGGGGGAGCAUACCCUCGUGACAUCCUAGAGCAUGCCCCUUCGGCGCUCGUAAAUGUCUCGGAAAUCGGUCACCAUUUGUUCCCAUCGGAGUUCGGCUUAGAUCUUCGCUCGCCGGUCUUCUUCAUUUUAAGCCCGCUUCGCAGACAAUUAUACUUUCUUGUCCCAUGCACUAGGGAAUCCAAGACAUUCUCCAUGCAGUGGAUUCCGGAUUUCAAGCACUGCAUUUCGGACUUCUUUUCAAUGGAACUUGGAUUUCGAAUUCCAAAUCUUAGUAAGAUUCCGGAUUCCUUGAGCUCCUGGAUUCCAAAGCUCAGGAUUCUGGAUUCCAUAACUCAAAUUUUCCCGGAUUCCCUUACUUUAAACGUUUAUGACGAACAGCUUUUAUUAUUUACGAGGAAGAAUUUCGAAACUUUUGUCUGCAACGCAGACUUCUUCAUUCCAUGCGUUUACCGGCUUUAAGUUACCUAAUAUUGAAGUUCAGCUGAGCAUUUGGUGAAAAAAUUAUCAUUAGACUUCAGCACUGACAGCUUUUAACUAAUUUCCUGAAAACAACAACCAACACUUCUUAGAAGCCUACAGCAAUGUCGUAACAGCUGUAAUAGAGGGUCAUGUAGCUGCUUUUCGAUAUAUUAAAAUUCAUACUUGGCUCCGAGGCUAGGGAGAAUAAAACAAAAGAAGUGCAUUUUUCAUUACUGAGCCUCAAGAUGAUUUAUUUUGCUUUAUUCCCUCAAGCCUCGAAGCCAAGAAUGAAUUUUAAUACACCGGAAUUUGUCUAACCGUAACUAAACAAUGGGAAUUAAAUAAUGAUAAGCAAUGAUGUGUUAUUGUUUACUUCGACCGAUGAGGAAACACCUUACAAGCAGCUUCUACAUUACUGUUAAUAGAGCGUUUUUACAGAAAUCAAGCCAGUAGCUAUGCAAAUUUAUUGGAACAAAACAGAGUUUUUACAUAAGAAAAGAUUCAACUCCCACAGGACUGGUUUGGAACACCAACAUGGCCGGCUUGACGUCAUGUGA